CCAUUUUCUUUGCUCUCUUUCCCCUUAAUCUUGCUACCUCUCUUUUCCCUAUUUCUUGAAAAUGGAAUACCAACCUUCAACAAGUUCAAACAUCAAUGAAAGUAUUAUCUUAAAAGAAGUUAUGAAUACUCAUGGUCCAGUUACCAAAGAUUUUAAAGCAAAUUAUAUCCUCCACUUUGUGAAGAAGAUUUUAUUUCUUAUCAUGGUGGGUGGAAAAACCAUUUAUGAAGAUGAGGAGGAGUCUGAUGAUAAUGAACCCAUGUCUAAUGUGCCUGAUGAGAUGGAAAUCAAAGACACAGAACAUUCCUAUCAAAUAAAGCGGCUUUCAUUUGAGAUGGCUGAUUAUUCUGACAAUGAGUCUAGUGAUGAUAAUUCUGACAACAACACUAUGUCUAAUGUUCCUGAUGAGAUGGAACUCAAAGACACAGAACAUUCAUAUCAAAUAAAGCGGCUUUCAUUUGAGAUAGCACAAAAGUGUUCAUCAAAAAAUGCUGCAGAUGAUCCACACUCAAUUGUAAUGUAUUUUCUGAAGAUGUUGUGUGCAUAUCCAUGGGAAGCCAAGCUUUUGUUGAUGUUGGCCGCUUCCUCCAUCAACUUUGGAGAAUUCAACAUCCAAGCUCGCAAGGGAAGUAAAACUCCAUUAUUGACUGUGGCAUCUUCCCAUAUCCGACAAUCCAUUUCCUUUUUUAUCAAAUCACUCUUACGUCUUACUGACACCAUUGUCGAGCUUGCACAAUCAUCCUCAUAUAAUUCUUCACCAGUCAUACCGCUUGCUUCUUAUUGGAUCUUUACAAGUAUCAUAACUUUUGCAUCCUAUUUCCGUUGCCUUCCGAAUACUCUUGAUUCAGAGUGGCUUACGGACACUGAAUCAAAGCUAUCCAGUUUAACUGUCACUCUCAAAGAUAUAUUCUCUUAUUGCGGCCCAAUGCUAGAAAUGAAGAGAGAAGAUGAUUCUUACAACGCAUUGUGGUGUGCAUUUUCCGAUGAAAAUCUAGUCCCUUCCACUAAUUUGGAUGCUCUCAAAUUAAUAUUUAAUGUUAAGGAUGUUGACAAAGAGAAACCUUUAUUUGAUCCAGAAGGCGAAAUGGUAGGAUUACGUUUAUUUGAGAACAAAAAGUUGAUAUUGCUUAUAACGUCACAACUUGACGUUGACUAUUCAAUCAUGCUUGCAUCCCUCUUUUAUGAGGGCCCGAUAGCUCAAUUAUGGAUUCCUAUACUGAAUGAUCCCACUUUAUGGGAUACUGCUGCUAUGGAAAAUCAUUAUAGAAUAUUUGCAAACGGGAUCAAAGUCCAUGCAGUAAAAGAUGUAGAAAAAUAUAUAGCAUCAGGAUUUGCAAGAUUUGUAGAAAAGAAAUUCUUCCCAACUUUUCAAAUAGGGAGUGGGCCUAUCUUUGUUUUACUGGAUCACCAAGGAAGGAUGCUUCACUGCAUUGCAACACACAUGAUAGUAAAGAGAUAUAUUGAUUUGCUUUCAAAGGGUGUUGGUGGUGAUUUUAUGAAGAGAGAUAGCAAAAUUCCACUGUUCAAGAAUGUGUUGAAGGAAAUGACUUUAUCUGUUAGACAUUUAGUGUUUGACAUUGAUGAGAAGAUAAGUGAUUUUGCUAAUGAAAUGGAUAGUAAAUUAAAUGAAUGGCUUGAGGACAUUGAGAGUGAUAUACAAAAUUCGCUUGAAAGCAUCAUGUACAAAGCUAUAAUGGAAGAAGAUCCUUGGAAGGAAAAGACUUGGUGCACUAAGUUUCUGAUAGGAGGAGACAUCCUCCUCGCGCAAGCAAAGGAAUGGGUUAAUGCAAAUGAGCACAUAUUUUUCAUUGGAGGGAAGGACAUUAAAUGGGUUAAAACAUUUGCAUCCAAGGUAUUAAACCCGCAACUGACAAUUAAGAUGGCCUAUGUUGGUAGCAACUAUAAAGUAGCAUCAACGAUUCGUCAAGACAGAAUUUGUGAGACAUUAUUUGACAAAGUUAAAGAAGCUCAAUUUACAUUUUGGAUGAAUCUUCAAAGCGUAUUUUUUUCAAGAAUCAAAUUCUUAGAUGAGACUUAUGGUGAUGAAGAGAGUGACGAAAUUGUCAAAGGACUAAAAUUUUUGCUAUCAUAUGAAGCUGAAGGAGUAGCAGUUAAUGGAUGGGCUUUGCUAUGCAAAGGGAACAAGAUAGUCUUAUAUGACCUAGGAGAUAAGAUGUUGGCGGUCAUGAAUGAGUACACGAAGUGGAAGGAAACUGCAAUAGUCAAAGGCUUUGACCAAGCAUUCAAAGAUCAUCAUCAUGAGAUGUUUGGCUCUAGAUGUACUCCACAACAUCACCAGUUUGCUCUUGAAUAUCCAUGUAAUUCAGACAAAGUUCCAGAGAAUAUAAAAUGCCAUCAAUGUUGUCACGAUAUGCAAAAAUUUGUCACUUUCAAGUGCCAUCAUGAGUACUUAUGUAAAGAAUAUUCUGAUAGGCUUACAUGAUUGAUAUCAACACAGUGUAUUUGCAUUUAUCCUAUGUAAUGAUUUUUUUUUUUACUUGUAAUUUAGUUUUUUUUUUUUUAACCUGU
Molecule: messenger RNA, 2529 nt
Organism: Ipomoea nil (Japanese morning glory)
Lineage: Eukaryota; Viridiplantae; Streptophyta; Magnoliopsida; Solanales; Convolvulaceae
Product: protein SIEVE ELEMENT OCCLUSION B-like
Exons: 9
Coding region: 62-2443 (793 amino acids)
Biological process (GO): phloem development
Source: RefSeq, a predicted model, not a curated record